GCUCUGCCACUGAGCUACAACACUAGCCCAUAAAUUCUUAUAUUUUUGCUUCCUAAAUCAAAUACAAAACAAAAAUAAACAAACAAAACCCCUACAAGGAAUGCUUGAAUGGGCAAUAUUUUACUUAAGAGUUCACUAGUCCUUCCUCCUAAAAUGAUUUAGUUCAUUUCCUUUUCUAUUCACAAGUAUAGUAAACCUAAGGAGAUCCUUGAUAAUUGUGAGUUAUAAGUUGGACUCUUUCAGAGAACCUAGAACAAUGGUAUUAUUUGAGUUCAUACUUAGCUCUUCCACUGGACUGUCAAUCCCUUAGAUCAAAAACCAUAUCUUACUCAUUUUGUGUCUCAGUGUCUGACUUUGAUCCUCACUAUAUAUUUUUCCAGUUUAUCUUCAUUUCUCAUUCUAGGAAUAAGAAGUUGGUUGAAUGACUACUAGUCUUUAGAAGUUGACAUCAUGACUGCUAUCUUCCUGAUGUCCAUGCUUUUUGGUCUUGCAUGUGGGCAAGCAAUGACUUUUUGUAUUCCAACCGAGUAUACAAUGCAUGUCGAUAGGAGAGAGUGUGCUUAUUGCCUAACCAUCAACACCACCAUCUGUGCUGGAUAUUGUAUGACACGGGAUAUCAAUGGCAAGCUGUUUCUUCCCAAAUAUGCCCUCUCCCAAGAUGUGUGUACAUAUAGAGACUUCAUCUACAGGACUGUAGAAAUACCAGGAUGCCCACAUCAUGUUGCUCCAUAUUUCUCCUACCCUGUCGCUGUAAGCUGCAAAUGCGGCAAAUGUAACACUGAUUAUAGUGACUGUGUACAUGAGGCCAUCAAGACAAACUACUGCACCAAACCUCAGAAGUCCUAUCUGCUGGGAUUUUCUGUGUAGCUUUAAGAGCAAUAUAAUUUGCGAUUUGGUUAAAUGUGUUUACCUGGGGAAAAAAAAAGCCUAAUAAAAUGUCAUUAUGUUUGACAAUA
Messenger RNA from Ictidomys tridecemlineatus (thirteen-lined ground squirrel), 956 nucleotides. The record is from RefSeq and is a predicted model, not a curated record. Lineage: Eukaryota; Metazoa; Chordata; Mammalia; Rodentia; Sciuridae.